This is a messenger RNA of Diversispora eburnea, 2313 nucleotides long. NCBI's taxonomy places the organism in Eukaryota, Fungi, Glomeromycota, Glomeromycetes, Diversisporales, Diversisporaceae. The record is from the annotation of a GenBank genome assembly.
AUGAUUCACUUGGAUGAAAGAUUGAAAAAAAUUUCCAGAUCAAAUGUGAAAUUUUUUAAUUGGGCAAAAACCUUUACUUGUGUUCCAGAAUUAUAUUUUGAACCAGAGUGUGAAGAGGAUGUUAUCAUGAUUAUAGAAUUAGCGAAAACGCAUAACAAAAAGUUAAAAGCAAUUGGUUCUGGGCAUUCACCGUCAGAUUUACCAUGCACUGAUGGAUUUAUGGUAAACAUGGAUAAAUUUAAUCGAGUCUUAACAGUUGAUCAAGAUACAAAGACUGUUACAGUUGAAGCAGGAAUUAAAAUACAUCAAUUAAAUGAAGAAUUAAAUAAAUAUGGUUUGGCAUUGAGUAAUUUAGGUUCAAUUUCAGAUCAAACUAUUUCUGGUGCAAUUUCUACAGCGACACAUGGAACUGGGAUUAAUUUUGGUAAUCUUUGCUCGCAGAUUGUAUCAUUAACAAUAGUAACAGCAUCAAAGGGUGUUUUAUAUUGUUCUGAUAAUUUAAAUCCUGAUAUCUUUAAAGCAGCAUCGUGUGGAUUAGGUGUAUUGGGAAUUAUUAUAAAUGUCACAAUCCAGUGUGAAAAUGCUUUUCGAUUAGAAUCAAUACAAAAUCCAGAGAAAUUAGGAAAUAUUUUGAAUAUUUUAAAUGAGAUAAUAUAUUCUGCUGAACAUGUUAGAAUUUGGUCAAUGUUUAAAUUGAAUUUCUCAAAACCAAUUCAUGCGAUUGAUACUUCUUAUAAAUUAUUUAAUUUUGAUUGCUUGUUUCCACAAUAUACUAAUGAAUGGGCAAUACCAUUGGAAAGAACUGCAGAGGCAAUUGAGAAAUUGAUUACAAAGAUAGAAGAAAUUGGAUUAAAUGUCCAUUUUCCAAUAGAAAUUCGAUUUGUGGGUCAGGAUGAUAUUUGGUUAAGUCCUAAUUAUGAAAGAGACUGCUGUUAUAUUGGAAUUCUUAUGUAUAGACCAUAUAGUAAAUCUGUGCCUUAUAAAAAGUACUGGGCCAUCUUUGAAGAUAUUAUGAAGAAUUGUGAUGGUAGACCUCAUUGGGCAAAAAAACAUACAAUGUCUACAUCUGAACUUUCAAAAUCAUAUCCCAAAUUUAAUGCUUUUUUAAACAUUCAUAAACAAUUGGAUCCAUCCGGAAUAUUUUUAAAUUCAUAUUUAAAUAAACAUUUGUAUGGAAUUGAUUUUAGGAAUCAAAAUGAAUAUCAUCCACGGAUGACGUAUCAACAAAGAAAGUCCAAUUCCCAACAUUCAAAACUUCAACAGAAAAAAGAUAAAUCGAUUCAAAAUAAAAAAAGGUCAAAAGAUAUUCUUUAUCGCGCAAGUUAUAUCAGAGGCUGUCAAACUAAUAAUCCAUGUGCUCAAAUUCAUCUUGUAAAAAUAGAAUUUGGUGAUUAUAAUGAAUUCAAUAUUGAUAAAGUAACUGAAUUCAAUAAUCAUAAUAAUAUUAUUAAAAAUACCGAUGACAUUAAUUUCGACGACGAUAAUAAUUUCGAUGGCUUAAAUGACAUCACCAUUAAAGAAGAUUACUUGACCCAAGUUACAAGAAGAAGACAGAAAGAUAAGAAUAAGCGUAAUAACGGAAUAGAAAUUAGUGAUCGUAGAUUUGGUCCUCCAAAAUUUAGAUAUAAGUAUAGUUCGGAUGCAAUUCAACUUUGUCUUUUGCGAAAUGCCCAAAUUUGGAUUCCCUUAAAAUCUGUGAAAUCAAUUGAGAAAAAAGACAAGAGAGUUUUCAAACUAGAGUUGAAACCUGAUUCUAUAGCUAGGAAUUUGAUUUCUUGUCAAUUUGAUUUUUAUUAUUCGGAGAUUAAAAAAGCAUUGAUUGAAGAAAAUAUCAAAAAGGCACAAUACAUCACCAUGAUCACUCACAAGGGAGUUAAUGAAACUGAACUCGAUAUUAUUGGAUUACAUAUCGACUAUCUUGUCAAAAUGUUAAAUGCCGAUAAUCAACAUGAUUCAAUUUUUUUAAGUUGGGGGGCGGUUGGUUGGGGAUCUCAAGUGCAAGAAUCUUCUUCUUCUCGAUCUUCUCAAGCUGAAGGAAAACAAAUUCAAUCUUUUAACCAUAACAAUAAAGAAAAUGAAUGGAUAAUCAAGUAUAAUGUUAUUGAUGACACACGAAUCUUUCGUUUUAGAGCAUUUACUAAAUUCAGAACGAUUAAAGAGGCAAUUAAAGAAGCUCUUCAAUCUCCUUUUAUUAAAGAAUUCAAAUAUAAAGAUGAUACGGGGGAAUUUAUCACUAUUUCAAAUGAUGAUGAUUUUUCUAUUGCAUUUCACUAUUAUGCAAAAAAGAACAAAUUGGAAAUCUGGCAUUUUUAA